This is a messenger RNA of Phymastichus coffea, 3367 nucleotides long. RefSeq names its product cytokine-like nuclear factor N-PAC (gene Ndf). Lineage: Eukaryota; Metazoa; Arthropoda; Insecta; Hymenoptera; Eulophidae. The record is from RefSeq and is a predicted model, not a curated record. The transcript is spliced from 10 exons. Bases 139 to 1665 code for a protein of 508 amino acids. Gene Ontology annotation, molecular function: NADP binding; NAD binding; oxidoreductase activity, acting on the CH-OH group of donors, NAD or NADP as acceptor.
UAACUGCUGAUCUGCAGUUACAAGAAACUCCAGUCAGUCGCUUGCCGAACGUCCCUCGAGGCGGAGCUGUAUUUUUUGUGUGAAAUCAUUAAGCCGAUAUUCUGCAACUUAUCGUCAACUCAAGUUAACGAAGCGACGAUGACUGAACAAUUUAAACUCGGAGAUCUGGUCUGGGCUAAGAUGAAGGGAUUCUCACCAUGGCCAGGCCGGGUGUCAAAUCCUAUAAAGGAUAUGAAAAAACCAAACAAUCCAAAGAAGGGGUCAGUCCAUUGUAUAUAUUUCUUUGGAACAAACAACUAUGGAUGGAUUGAUGAAAUUAACAUGAAUCAUUAUCAAGAUCAUAAAGAGACUUGUUUGAAACUUUGUAGAACUGCAGCAUUCAAAGAAGCGUGUAAAGCUAUUGAAAAAUUUAUUGCUGAUGGAGAGGUCUUUGAAGAUGAAUUGGACUCUGACUCUCUAUUUGAUAAAUUAAAAGAAGAAAGCAACACUUCAAUUGAAAAAAAGACUCCAAAGAUAAAACCAAAAAAGUUAAAAACAUACGUACCUUUGCAGGAAACUCCAAAAGUAAAAAGGGAAAGUAUUGGUAGUGAACGGCGCCCAGCUAAAAAACAAAGAACAGACUCUAAUGCCAGUAGCAACAAUCGACUUGGUAGUUUGAGUCCUGCUCUGAACCACUCCACACCUUUAAGGAAAAGUGGUUCUCUUUUAGAUCGACCUGCAAAUGUUACUAGACCUGCGACUCCCCCAUUGGAUGUUGAAACACUUUCUCAAACUCUAAAGGACAAAAAUAUUUGCGCUUCUAGCUUAAAGUUUGGUUUUCUUGGACUUGGCAUUAUGGGCAGUGGAAUUGUUAAAAAUCUCCUGAAUAGUGGCCACAAAGUCGUUGUUUGGAACAGAACACAAACAAAGUGCGCGGACUUCGUGAAGGCCGGAGCCGAGCAGGGCCUGACGCCGUCGGACGUGGUGGGCAUGUCGGACAUCACCUUCUCGUGCGUGGCCGACCCGCAGACCGCCAAGGAGAUGGUGUUCGGCAACUGUGGCGUGCUCACUGAGAUCUCGCCGGAUAAGGGCUACGUGGAGAUGACGGGCAUCGACGCGGAGACCUCGGAGGACAUCGCCGAGGCGAUCACGGCCAAAGGCGCGCGCUACCUGGAGGCCCAGGUGCAAGGCAGCAAGGUGCAGGCCGAGGAGGGCACUCUGGUCAUCCUGGCGGCGGGCGACCGCCAACUGUUCGACAACUGCCACAGCUGCUUCGGAGCCAUGGGCAAGAACACCUUCUACCUGGGCGAGGUGGGCAACGCCUCCAAGAUGAACCUGGUGCUCCAGCUGCUGGCCGGUGUCACGCUCGCCGGACUCGCGGAGAGCAUGGCCCUCGCCGAUAGGGUCGGUCUGCAGCAGAAGGACGUGCUCGAGAUCCUCGAGCUCACUUCGCUCUCCUGCCCAGCGAUUCUCGACAAAGGCAGAGCCAUUAUCGAGGGCGGCUUCCCCACGAGCCAGCCGCUCAGACACAUGCAGAAGGACCUGCGGCUGUCGCUGAUCAUGAGCGACCAGCUGGAGCAGCCCAACCCGCUAGCCGCCGCGGCCAACGAGAUUUACAAGCACGCCAAGCGUCUCGGCUACGGCCAGCACGACGUCUCGGCCGUCUACAUUGGCGCCAGGUUCUGAACAAUCCCGACACGCCUCCAACCGCCGCCUUUUUCAUCACCAAGUUUCAAUCGUCGACGUCGACGUGACUCUAUGAACAGCUACUAAUCUCGUCUCUUCUCUUUUGCCACGCAUCAUCACAACCGACCAACACACACGCCCACGCACACACGUAAUUACACUUACACUGACUGUGCAAUAAGAGAGAUUAUUAGGCUUUGAUUUUUACGCUAACAUGGCUUAGUUUUAUUGAGUAUCGUCCAACCAUCGUUAUUCAUGCAAUCUUUUCCUUUAAUCUUCUUUUUCAACUCUCUCUCUCUCUUUAUUUUUUAUUUGACCGACCCCUUCCCUCUCUUUUCCCUCCUUCCAUCCAGAUUUUAUGACAAACUAUUAUAAGUUCAAGAUUUCAUUUUGGUCUCUAACCAUGGUUAACAAUCUACUCAAUUAUAUCUCAAUCAAGUUUGAGCAUGUUUAUUCAUGCUUACAAUCAGUCAAACAAAGACAAGGGACGAAAAGCAGUUAUUCACUUGAUUAAACUUUAUAAUGUUAUGUGUAACAAACAUCAUCAUUGUAUGCAUUCACUUUUCCUUUUUAUGCGACAAAGAUCUCAUUGCUCUUGGAUCAAUGUGCUUUUCCAUACUGUAUAGUAUCAGGCUUAUAAUUUACUUGCAAAAUUGAUUACUUUCAUAAAUUUCUUAUUAGCGAUUGUCUAAUGAUUUCGAGUAAUGUAUCGAUCAUUUUAGAAAAUUGACGUAUUAAAAACAGAUGAGUACUACUGUUCUCUCUGUUGUAUCUUUAAAAAUCAUUAAAAUAAAAAUGAUAUUUUCUAACACUAACAUCGUGUUACUUCAAGAGAUACAUUUUAAUCUUAUAAAUGCAGAAAAUGCAAAAAGAGGGUAAAAUAAAAGUAAGCGAAAUCUGCUAAAGCAUCAAGCUGAAAAUUGUUAGAAAGGGAAUGAGUGAGUUUGUAUUUUGCUGCGGCAGAGUUGAAUUUUAAUAAUAGAAAAAAAAAUUAAAAGGUGUAAUAUUCAAAUAUAAGUAUAUGAAUACGAUUGUUCUAAAAUUGAUUAAUAAAAUUUAGAAAUAAAAUUUUCAUUUGCAUCUUUUUAAAAUAUGACUUAACUUGCUCUUUAAACCGACGGUCGCAGAUAAGAUACCAUUCAACAGUACAGAAUAUUAAUGUCACAUACUUGUAAUUAAGACAAUGUUAUUUGUAUACUAACUAAUCCAUUCUACUUCCACAUUUUUGAGUUUUGGUUUGAAAGAGCAAGUUUUGUAUCUGUAUAAAUAUAUGUGGAAAAAAUCAGACCGCAAACUGGAAAAUAUACAGGAAAUUGGGUAUAUGGUUAUAUAUAUACAUAGCUGUAAAAGAAUGAAAACUAAAAUAGCGAAAAAAGGAUGGUUAUGAAAGUGUGUUGAAGAUGAGAGUAUAAAAACUCCUAGAUUUUGUGGCGCAUUAUGCGUAUGUUUUAUGUCACAAGAUUAUUUUUUUUUUUAAAUUAGAUUAUCUAUUCAACUUAUUUUAAAUUUUAUAAUAAAAAUAAAAUUAAAGAUACACAGUCUACGUAUAUAUAUAUAUAGGUAUAUAGAAUAAUUUCAUAUGUAUAUUUUCUUGUAUUGAUUACAUAACUCGCAGAAAAUAUCUAUGAACAAAAAUAUCAUUUUAUUUUUAGUUUAAUAGGAAAAUGAGUAGGAUUCUAAAAUUUUACAUUUGGGUGUUACA